This is a messenger RNA of Vicia faba (fava bean), 333 nucleotides long. Lineage: Eukaryota; Viridiplantae; Streptophyta; Magnoliopsida; Fabales; Fabaceae. The record is from the annotation of a GenBank genome assembly.
AUGUCACCCGCAUUAGACGGACUCGUCAACGUGAACUCCCUCUUCACCAUCGCCGUUUUCGUCGGUCUUUCCCUAACAACCCCCGGCCAAAGGAGCCUCGAGAAUCGAACCUCUUGCGACGCCGGCAUCGACGUUGAAAAGAAGCUUCUAGUCUACGAGGUUGUGCUCGUUCAGUUUCUUCCUGUCUUCGUCUCUAGUAGCGCAGGAUUCGGUUGGGGUUGUUGUCCUGUGGGAGUAAAUCUGCUGCUCAUUGCUGUUGGGGUUAUGGUUGUUUUGGUUUCUUCUGCUCUUGUCAUGUAUAUUUCUACUGCUAUUUAUGCUUUUACUCACUAA